AUGGCCGAUGUGGAGGACGGGGACGAGCCGGGCGCCCCCCACUCGCACCCGGGCUCUGCGGGCUCCAAGGCGGGCGCCCCCGACAAGAUGUUCUCGCUGAAGAAGUGGAACGCGGUGGCCAUGUGGAGCUGGGAUGUGGAAUGCGACACCUGCGCCAUUUGCCGGGUGCAGGUCAUGGAUGCCUGUCUUAGAUGUCAAGCUGAAAACAAACAAGAAGAUUGUGUUGUGGUUUGGGGAGAAUGCAAUCAUUCCUUCCACAAUUGCUGCAUGUCCUUGUGGGUGAAACAGAAUAAUCGCUGUCCCCUCUGCCAGCAGGACUGGGUAGUCCAGAGAAUAGGCAAAUAAAAACACUGGAAGUUUUUUUUUCCUGUUGAACUUGUUGAAAUAGUGUAUGUCUUACGCCAUAUGCUCAUACAAAAGAAUGGAACAUGUCAAUCAUGGCAUGAUUUAUUUAGUUUAUCUGCUACAAGAUCAGUGUGGUUUUGUUGUAUGCUCUUUGCUGUACGAGGAGGCAAUGGUCAGUCUUACUGCAGGUAUUUCCACAAUUGAAAAAAGAGAGACACUACAUUAAUAAAUGUAUCUGUUACGAUUUGAGUGUUAACUGUAUCAGAGCAUAGAAAUGUGGUGGUGUAGAUUAUACCCUAAAUACAGUUUAUUUAAUGUUUUUGUGUAGAUAAAUUAAUUAAUUUGAAAGGGCGACCUUACCUGUAAGUCUGAUACACUGCAUAGUUUACUGUCAGGAUAAAGAAAUUGUUUUCUAAGUAAUAUUGUAUACAAAAACACAGUCGGUGAGUUUUUUAGAAAGUAUUCUGGUUUUUAAUCUAAAAUGAAUAGUGUGUGAAGCAUUUGAUAUAUGCUUUUUCCAUCACACUAUACUAAAUGUUUCUAACUUAGGUUUUCUUUAUGACUUUAGAAAAUUCUAUAUUGUUGCAUUUCUAAGUCUGUUGCUGUGUUAUAUUCUAUACAUGAUUUCUACAACCAUAGUGUUAAAAUUUAAUCACAUUAAUAAUUUUUUUAUUUAUAUUUGUGUUAAAGGUCAUGGAGACAUGAUUUUUUGAUCCAGAGACUUUUGGUACAAAGACACAUAUUUGAUAUCCGUUAACUAGGGGCAUAAACAAUUUCGCUGUUUAGCUGACUAAUAUAGAAAGCUAUCACAACUGACGAUUUAAAUAUCCCAAGGAAAGCAGGUACUAAUUAAAUAUAGAGAAAAUGUUAAAUUGUGGUUUCAUGAAAAUUCAGUUAAUAGAAAUUUCUUUAUCAUCAUUUUAUUGGUUAUGAUGUUUUGGAAGGGGGAGAAAACAUUGCUUCAUUUUUGUGGAAAUCCUCAAUAUAUAAUCUUUUUAAUAUGAAUUGUGAUUUUUUUUUAUUUUUCUUACAAAUAUUUAAGUGCUUGUCUCUGACUUUGUCUUUCCCUAAAUAUCCAAAGUAUUUACUAUUAAUCUGAACAUAUGCGGUGGGGUUUUGUUUAUUAUAUGUAAUAGAGGUUGAAUUACUGCUUUUAAGUCUGUAACAAAUUCAGACUUAAUAAAAUGGUUAAUAAACCUAGGUGAAAUUGAAGCAAUA
Messenger RNA from Gavia stellata (red-throated loon), 1563 nucleotides. It is a transcript of the gene RNF7, whose product is annotated as ring finger protein 7. The coding region runs from base 1 to 345 and encodes 114 amino acids. The record is from RefSeq and is a predicted model, not a curated record. Gene Ontology annotation, molecular function: ubiquitin protein ligase activity; zinc ion binding; cullin family protein binding. Gene Ontology annotation, biological process: protein ubiquitination; ubiquitin-dependent protein catabolic process. The transcript has 3 exons. NCBI's taxonomy places the organism in Eukaryota, Metazoa, Chordata, Aves, Gaviiformes, Gaviidae. Gene Ontology annotation, cellular component: nucleus; Cul5-RING ubiquitin ligase complex.